Molecule: messenger RNA, 1392 nt
Organism: Engraulis encrasicolus (European anchovy)
Lineage: Eukaryota; Metazoa; Chordata; Actinopteri; Clupeiformes; Engraulidae
Product: dexamethasone-induced Ras-related protein 1-like
Exons: 2
Coding region: 79-876 (265 amino acids)
Biological process (GO): signal transduction
Molecular function (GO): GTP binding; G-protein beta-subunit binding; GTPase activity
Source: RefSeq, a predicted model, not a curated record
CCUUGACUUGAGCUGUGCUCUAACCAGCAGCCUCCGACCCACUUCUGAUCUCAGAAGUUGCGCGCAGACAUCGCAAACAUGAUUAAGAAAAUGACACCCUCGGACAACGAGUUCGACAUCCCGGCGAAAAACUGCUACAGGAUGGUGAUUCUGGGAUCUACCAAAGUUGGGAAGACAUCCAUCAUCUCUCGGUUUCUCAACGAGCGCUUUGACGACCAGUAUACGCCGACCAUUGAGGACUUCCACAGGAAGUUUUACAGUAUCCGCGGGGAUGUUUAUCAGUUGGACAUUCUGGACACGUCUGGGAACCAUCCAUUCCCUGCAAUGAGGAGGCUGUCAAUUUUGACAGGUGAUGUAUUCAUCCUAGUCUUUAGCCUGGACAACAGAGACUCCUUCCAGGAGGUGCAGCGUCUGAAGAGGCAGAUACUCGAGACCAAAUCUUGCUUAAAAAACAAGACGAAGGAGAAUAUCGAUGUGCCCCUGGUUAUCUGUGGAAACAAGUGCGACAGAGACUUCUACCGCGAGGUGAAGGAUGACGAGAUUGAGGAACUGGUUGGCGGAGACGACCAUUGUGCCUACUUUGAGGUCUCAGCCAAAAGAAACACUAACGUGGACCAGAUGUUUGGCAAACUUUUCACCAUGGCCAAGCUGCCCAGCGAAAUGAGCCCCGACCGCCACACGAAAGUCUCCGUGCAGUACUGUGAUCUCUUGCAUCGGAAAUCGUUUAGGAACAAGAAGUGCAAGGACGGCGACGCAUAUGGCAUCGUGGCACCUUUCGCACGGCGGCCAAGCGUACAAAGUGACUUAAUGUACAUCAGAGAGAAGGCAACAGGCGGGAGUCAGGGCAAAGACAAGGAACGUUGUGUCAUCUGUUGAUCUGAACACAUCAGAGUUGGUGGACAUAUGAAAUUCUUGUCAAGGGCCAAGGAAUGAGCUGGGAGAGCUCCUGAGCCUGAGCAUCCAGGUCUGAGAGAGCCAGCCUCAGCGAAGGUUCCUGCCGAGGAAGAUGACAGGGGAUGGAGAGGUCAUGGUCCGUGAACAUGGCAUCUCACCCCCGAACUCAGGGUGACAUACUGGGACAAAUGAGUCCCUGCUGGACAGUAUUGACUUACGCUCUGUAUUCACGGAGAAUGUACAAUCCCACCACACGAAUGUGAUAUUGCAUUUGUUUACAUUUUUGCUAUAUUUUGUUAUAAAAAAGGAAGAAAAAAGAACACAAAAAAGACAAAAAUUGUACUUGAAUGCUUCAUUGCAUUAUGAACAAAUGUGAAUCCACAUGAAUGUAUAUUUAUUAUUCUUCUAUGCCUGACGUUUACUUUUCAUAUGAAAAAGUGCUAAUAAUAAACCUGAAAGAAAACCAAACCACUUAACGUGUUCUUUGAAUUUCUUUGC